This is a messenger RNA of Lepus europaeus (European hare), 5517 nucleotides long. RefSeq names its product PHD finger protein 20 (gene PHF20). The record is from RefSeq and is a predicted model, not a curated record. The transcript is spliced from 18 exons. Gene Ontology annotation, biological process: regulation of transcription by RNA polymerase II. Bases 118 to 3147 code for a protein of 1009 amino acids. NCBI's taxonomy places the organism in Eukaryota, Metazoa, Chordata, Mammalia, Lagomorpha, Leporidae. Gene Ontology annotation, cellular component: MLL1 complex; NSL complex.
CGUCCCUGGGGUCACGUGGUGCGCGGCACGCAGAGUCCUUCUGUCGGUUGGUCCUGGAGCGGCGCAGCAGGAGCGGGGCCGUGAGGAGAAUAAAGGCAGCCCCGUUGAUGACUGAAAAUGACAAAGCAUCCACCUAACAGACGAGGAAUCAGCUUUGAAGUGGGAGCCCAGUUGGAAGCCCGGGACCGUUUAAAAAACUGGUAUCCAGCUCACAUAGAAGACAUUGACUACGAAGAAGGAAAAGUACUCAUUCAUUUCAAGCGUUGGAACCAUCGUUACGAUGAGUGGUUCUGCUGGGAUAGUCCUUAUUUACGUCCUUUAGAAAAAAUACAGCUGAGGAAAGAGGGCUUGCAUGAAGAGGACGGAUCUUCUGAAUUUCAAAUAAACGAGCAGGUCCUUGCUUGCUGGUCUGACUGUCGUUUUUAUCCAGCCAAAGUCACUGCUGUUAACAAGGACGGUACUUACACUGUGAAAUUUUAUGAUGGAGUAGUUCAGACUGUCAAACAUAUUCAUGUCAAACCUUUUUCCAAAGAUCAGAAUAUUGUGGGUAAUGCUAGGCCUAAAGAAGCAGAUCACAAAAAUCUGUCUUCGUCUCCUGACAAACGAGAGAAGUUUAAGGAGCAGAGAAAAGCUGUGGUGAACGUGAAGAAAGACAAAGAGGACAAAGCCUUGAAGACAGAAAAGCGUUCCAGGCAGCCUGACCAAGAAGGGAAGUUAAUCUGUUCUGAAAAGGGAAAGGCGUCCGAGAGGAGCCUUCCCGAGAACGAGAAGGAGGACAAGGAGAACAUUUCCGAAAACGACAGGGAGUACUCUGGAGAUACCCAGCUGGAUAGAAAGCCCGGCAGUGACAUUGUGAAGAGUCCGCAGGAAAACUUAAGAGAGCCAAAAAGAAAACGAGGCAGACCCCCCUCCAUAGCUGCUGCUGCUGUAGAUUCAAACUCCCAGACUUUGCAACCAAUAACCUUGGAAUUGAGAAGACGGAAAAUAUCAAAAGGAAGUGAAGUUCCCUUAAAACGUCCUCGACUUGACAAAAAUUCAUCCCAGGAAAAGUCAAAAAACUAUCCGGAAAAUACUGUCAAAGACUUAUCAAGGAGACGGUCCUCCAGGCUGUGCACUGGUGCGACUCAUGAGAUUCUAGAUCCUGGCUUGGUCGCAUCAGAUUUGGUUUCUAGAGUCGACACAGAUCCUCUGCAUCCCACAUCAUCCAGGAACAAGGAAUCUGAAGAAGGUCAGUUGAAAUCUUCUUUGGAAGCUGGCCAGGUCUCAUCUGCACUAACUUGCCACUCCGUUGGGAAUGGAUUGGGGGCUGCAGGCCUGGAGUUGAACUGCAAGUCAAUGGGAGAAAACACUAUGAAAACAGAACCAACUUCUCCUCUUGCUGAAUUACAAGAGAUUUCCACUCUGGAAGUAACAAAUACAUUUAAGAAAACUGAUGAUUCUGUCACAUCUAAUGUAUCAGCUGGUGACCUAAACCACAAGUUUAGAUGCAAAGUUGUGGACUGUCUAAAAUUUUUCCGCAAAGCCAAGCUGUUGCACUAUCACAUGAAGUAUUUCCAUGGAAUGGAGAAGUCACCGGAGCCGGAGGAAAGCCCGGGAAAGAGGCAUGUGCAAACGAGGGGCUCUGCGGCUUUGGACAAGUGCAGCCAGGAGAACCUGACCAGGAAGAGGGUCUCUGCCAGUUCCCCAACUGUAAAAGACAAGGAAAAGAAUAAAGAGAAGAAGUUCAAAGAGUUUGUGAGAGUGAAGCCAAAGAAGAAGAAGAAAAAGAAAAAGAAAGUCAAACCUGAAUGCCCCUGCAAUGAGGAGAUCAGUGACACCUCCCAGGAUCCUUCUCCACCCAAGGCAUUUGCUGUCACCAGGUGCGGGUCCUCACACAAGCCUGGCGUCCACAUGAGCCCUCAGCUUCAUGGCUCAGAGUCUGGAAACCACAAAGGGAAAGUGAAAGCAUCUGAGGAGGAUAAUCUGAGUGAGUCGUCUUCUGAGAGCUUUCUUUGGAGCGAUGAGGAGUACGGCCAGGAUGUCGAUGUGACCACCAACCCGGACGAGGAACUCGAUGGGGAUGACCGCUACGAUUUUGAAGUGGUCCGCUGCAUCUGUGAAGUCCAGGAAGAGAAUGACUUCAUGAUUCAGUGUGAAGAGUGCCAGUGCUGGCAGCAUGGGGUCUGCAUGGGAUUACUGGAAGAAAAUGUGCCCGAGAAAUACACCUGUUAUGUUUGCCAAGACCCUCCAGGUCAGAGGCCUGGCUUCAAGUACUGGUAUGACAAGGAGUGGUUGAGCAGGGGACACAUGCAUGGCCUGGCAUUUCUAGAAGAAAACUACUCUCAUCAGAAUGCCAAGAAAAUUGUGGCCACCCACCAGCUUCUUGGCGAUGUGCAGAGAGUGAUCGAGGUUCUGCACGGCCUGCAGCUCAAGAUGAGCAUCUUGCAAAGCAGGGAGCACCCUGAUCUGCAGCUGUGGUGCCAGCCUUGGAAACAGCACUCUGGGGAGGGGAGAGUUCAGUCCACGCACAUCCGCAUCAUGGACACCAGGAGCAGGGAAGAGGCCCCCAGCUAUAGAACUUUGAACGGGGCAGUGGAGAAGCCCCUGCCCCGCUCCAUGGAGGAGUCAUAUAUCACCAGCGAGCACUGCUACCAGAAACCCCGCGCCUACUACCCUGCUGUGGAACAGAAGCUGGUGGUGGAGACGCGGGGCUCUGCCCUGGACGAUGCAGUCAACCCACUCCACGAGAACGGCGACGACUCCCUCUCCCCUCGUCUGGGCUGGCCUCUAGACCAAGACAGGAGCAGGGGUGACGGUGACCCCAAACCCAGCUCCCCAAAGGUGAGGGAAUAUGUCUCCAAAAGUGUCCUCCCGGAAGAAGCCCCUGCUCGGAAGCUGCUGGACAGAGGUGGAGAGGGGCUGCUGAGCUCCCAGCACCAGUGGCAGUUUAACCUGCUGACCCACGUGGAGUCCCUGCAGGAUGAGGUCACACACCGGAUGGACUCCAUAGAGAAGGAGCUGGAUGUGUUGGAGAGCUGGCUGGACUAUACCGGGGAACUGGAGCCCCCAGAGCCGCUGGCCAGGCUGCCACAACUCAAGCACUGCAUCAAGCAGCUACUUACAGACCUGGGCAAGGUGCAGCAGAUUGCCCUCUGCUGCUCUACAUGAACCUGGGUACCCAGAACUAAUGGGGGCACCACCUUGGGGCACCUGCAAGAGGAGCUUCACGUAUUUAAAUGAACAAACCUAGCAUGCCGAAUGCACGUGACACCAACUGACUUCAGGGAUCCAGCCAGGAAUGUGAGGAGUGUUGGACAGAGAGGCCAUUUCUGGCUGCUGGAGGACAGGGCACUCUGAUCUUGAAGCCUGCCAAGAAGCUGGCAGAUAGACUCUUUGGGAUUCCCUUCUUCUGUGCACAUCGUUGAAUGAAGAAGAGUCAUUUUGCACAAACUUCACUUGAAAUCGUGCCACUGAUGAUAAAUGGAAUGAGAGCCAAAAAAGUUUAUUUGGGGACAGUUGUAAAUUCUACUUGCAGUUUAUUUAAUUGACUUCUGUCAGGUUGGGGUAUGCCAACCCUGCUGGUUUCUGCCUGGCAUGGUGUUUAGGCAGCAGGCAUCAUUUCAUUUUCCAGCCUGGCGGGAAGGUUGGGACUUCACCGUUCAGUGGUGGCUGGGAAGCAGCAGAGGCCGUGGCUGCAGUGCUUUUCCAGUAGGACGCUUCACUUUCCUCACAUCGUUUGCAUGACUUCCUGGUACCCGGGACAAGUUCUGUAUAACCUCACCCCAGAGUUGGCGUUUGUAGCAGAACCCUACAGCCCUUGGAGGAACUAGAAUCUCACUGUAUUAACAAUCUAGGAGGAAUUCCAAACUGAAACAGGCAGAGUCUGGAACCCAAAGGGGACGGCAUUUUCUACCCAUGUCUCAACAUUGACAGCUUCCUGGUCCUAUUUAAUGUCCAAAAAAUGUUUCCCAAAAUUCUGAACUUUCACUGUAAAGAUUUGUUACGAGGAAUGUGGUUUGGGGAUGUUUCCUUAUUAUUUUAUACUGUUGUAAACAAACUUCAGAUGUGACAUGUGCCGCUUUUCUCCUCCCCUGAAGGGUGUGUCCAAUAGUCCGCAUCUUCAGAAUUGUCUUGUUAAUAUAACACUUCAAGUUCCAGGUAUUAUUUUGUGAGAUCAAGGUAAUUAUGCUGCUUAAGGUCCAGGUACAACCCAUUUGUACCUUUGAGACAUUAUUUGUGUUAUUUUUGCAGGUUACGGUUCCACAUGUAAUUGCUAUAUUUUGUUUUUCCUUACUAGGCAAAGUUAAAGAAAAUGUUCUAUGCUUUGAGGAGUAACCCAUUUUCACUAGUUUUCUUAUCACUAAAGGCAAAAAUCAAAGCACAGUUGUCCAUUUACUCUCACAAUUAUGGGUUUAUGAAUCUAUAAUGUUAUGUGCUGCAACUAUUUACUAUGUAAACGUGAAGUAGCCAGAAUCUCCAUAGCAGUAACUCCAGAGCCCUUUGGAAUGGUUAGGCUUUAAGGCGCAGGUUGCUGUGGUCAUGAAUUCAGGCCUCUACGAAGGAAGACCUGUUUCAGGGAACGCUCUAGUAAUGUUCACCAUUUGAUAUAAAGUGAAUUCGAGGCCAGGUAUAAGUUGACCUGUUGUAGCUUAUCCAUCAGAGGGAACACAUGUGGCUGUGCAUAGGUAGUGAAGCUGACAAUCCCCCUGUCAGAUGCUGUUUCCCACUGCCGACAUUGGUGUUUCUGAUGUGGGAAAAAAUGCUGAAGGCGUGUGCACAGCAUCAGUGUUUUGGACAGUUUACCAGACAGCUGUGUAAGCACUGUGUGAUGUUGGACUAAAAAGGGAACAGGAUGAUUUUCUGUAGCCACACUGUGAGGCAUGAUGAUGUUGUAUUAUAUUACUGAUUUUUUUUCUUCUGGAAAUACAUUUAAGUAUUACAUCUAGGGAAACUGUUAAGACAGCCAAUUUUGUGUCUUGUUCAAAGAAGUAGAAACAAUUACCAUUUUGCCAAGUGGCUAUUAUUAGGUUUAUUAAUAAGUUUUAUAAAAGAAAUAAUCCAUUUCACUCAUUUUGACUUUUGUUCUUAGGGAAGCAGGGAUGACUCCUCAAGUUCUGAGAAACCUCAGUGUGUUUCCCUAACUUAAAGCCAUGUUGAGGGGCUCCAUUCCCAGUUUCUGGGUCAAGCUGAAUUAACCCCUAAGUUGGAGCACUGGAAACUUACUCAAACCUUGCUGUUACCAUUUAGAAAUAAGUGCACUACCUAAGUUUGGUUUUUUGAGAAAAGCUAUCCACCUGUAAGAAACUGCCUUGAUAAGAACAGUUCUGAUUUGACUAAUUUUAAGUGAUAAGAAUAUGCAAGGUGGGUCCUUGAUGAGCCAACAUUGCACUGUGGAUAUAUAUCUAUGUUUACGCGCUAUUAGAACAGAAGGCGCUGUAUAUAGAAAUGUUGCUUUGAAGCAAUAUUUGCAAAACAUGCAAACUUCUGUAUCUGUAUUUGGAAAAAAUAAAACAGGUUCUUGUUGCUGUGUUUCUAUUA